GUGGCCGCGGAGGAGGAGAAAGAGGUGCCUGAGGUGGAGGCAACCGCGGUGGGCAGACUGGGUCCCUCGUCGGGAAGAUGAGGCGGAGGCCCGGGGAGCUGAGCGGGCUGAGCCGGGGCGCUUUCCUCUCAGCCGCCAGGGCAAGAUGGCAGCGGCCGAGGAGGCGGCGGCAGCAGCAGCAGCCAGAGGCUGAGCCUGGCCUGAGAGGCGCCUCCUGGUAGAAGCGCUCCGGACAUGCCGAGGGCGGCGGCGGCGAAGGCAGCGGUGGGGACUGUAGCGCUGCCGGUUCUGUGAAGGUAUGGCCUCACAAGUCUUGGUCUACCCACCAUAUGUUUAUCAAACUCAGUCAAGUGCCUUUUGUAGUGUGAAGAAACUUAAAGUGGAGCCAAGUAGUUGUGUGUACCACGAAAGAACCUACCCACAGAUCCAUGUGAAUGGUAAAAAUUUUGGAAUCGCUCAGCCUCCCAGCAGGGUUGGUACUUUCUUGCAGGCACCAAACCUAUUUGACAGACCUCAAAGAGAUACUUUUUUGCUGCAGACCAGUGGUGUUGCUUUAAAAAAUAUUGCAGGUGCUACAAAGAUAUUAGCAGUGCGGGCACAGCAACCUCAAGGGGAAGCACCUUGGACUGGGACAGAGGAAAGUGGAUUAAAUGCCUUGGACCGCCCCCAGCGAUGUGGACUGAAGCGUAAGAGUGAAGAGUUGGAGAAUCAGAGUGGCGCAAUGCAGAUUGUUGAUGAACUGCCUAUAUUGCCUGCAAUGUUGCAAACUAACUUGGGGAACCCAGUGACGGUUGUGACAGCUACUGCAACUUCAAAAGCAAGUGGUACCAAUGGUGAUGGUGAUUAUCAGUUAGUACAUCAUGAGGUGUUAUGCUCUGUGAAAAAUACUUAUGAAGUUCUUGAUUUCCUUGGCCGAGGGACUUUUGGACAAGUUGUAAAGUGCUGGAAAAGAGGAACAAAUGAGAUAGUGGCAAUCAAAAUUCUGAAGAACCAUCCAUCUUAUGCACGCCAAGGACAAAUUGAAGUGAGCAUAUUAGCAAGACUGAGUACUGAGAAUGCUGAUGAGUUUAACUUUGUGAGAGCAUAUGAGUGCUUUCAGCAUCGCAGCCAUACCUGCUUAGUUUUUGAAAUGUUGGAACAGAAUUUAUAUGAUUUUCUGAAACAAAACAAGUUUAGCCCUCUUCAGUUGAAAAUAAUACGGCCUAUUCUGCAACAAGUGGCCACUGCACUGAAAAAACUAAAAAGUCUUGGUUUAAUACACGCUGACCUCAAACCAGAAAACAUUAUGUUGGUAGAUCCUGCCCGACAGCCGUAUAGGGUUAAGGUAAUUGACUUUGGAUCUGCCAGCCAUGUAUCAAAGACUGUCUGUUCAACGUAUUUGCAGUCCCGGUACUACAGAGCACCAGAAAUCAUAUUAGGUUUGCCGUUUUGUGAAGCCAUAGAUAUGUGGUCACUGGGCUGUGUGAUUGCGGAACUAUUCCUUGGAUGGCCACUAUAUCCAGGAGCUCUUGAAUAUGACCAGAUUCGUUACAUUUCGCAAACGCAAGGUUUGCCUACAGAGCAAUUGUUGAAUAUUGGGACGAAGACCACACGAUUUUUCUGUAAAGAAACAGAUGCACCAUAUUCUGGUUGGAGAUUAAAGACACUGGAAGAGCAUGAAGCAGAGACAGGCAUGAAAUCUAAAGAGGCUCGAAAGUAUAUUUUCAACAGUUUGGAUGAAAUAGUGCAUGUGAACAUGGUGAUGGAUUUGGAAGGAAGUGAUCUGUUGGCAGAGAAAGCAGACAGAAAAGAGUUUGUUAGCUUAUUGAAGAAAAUGUUAUUGAUAGAUGCUGAUUUAAGAAUCACCCCAGCUGACACACUGAACCAUCCUUUUGUUACCAUGAAGCACCUCCUGGAUUUCCCUCAUAGCAACCAAGUGAAAUCUUGUUUUCAUAUCAUGGACAUUUGCAAGUACCGAUCAAGUUCAUACGAGUCAAAUAAUCGCAAUAAAACAACACACAUGAGACCAGUUGCCUCAGGCAGUUUACCAGGUCUGGCUGCUAAUUUCCCAAAGAUUGGCACAGUACGAAGUCAGACAUUAGCUGCAUCUGCCCAUUCUAUUAUGCAUCAUGGAAUACCACUACAAGCAGGAACUGCUCAGUUUGGUUGCAGUGAUGCUUUUCAGCAAACUCUGAUAAUAUGCCCACCUGCAAUCCAAGGCAUUCCAACUAAUCACGGGAAGCCUAAUGGUUACUCUGUAAGGGUAGACAAUACAGUGCCACUGGUAACACAAGCCCCGCCCCUCCAGCCACUCCAGAUAAGAGGAGUCCUUUCUCAGACCUGGUCUAAUAGAACACAGCAAAUACUGCUUCCAGCAUGGCAACAAGUAACUCCUGUGGCUCCUGCUACAACACUAGCCUCUGAUUCGUGCCCACAGAGGCUUGGAGAUUGGGGGAAAGUGAUUUCACAUGGCAGCCAUUACAACUCAGUAAUGGCACAGUCUCUUUUAACCAAUCAAAUAACUUUAUCUGCCCCUCAACCAAUCAGUGUGGGCAUUGCACAUGUUGUCUGGCCUCAGCCCACAUCUACCAAGAGAAAUAAAGUGUGCCAGAACAGGAGUAAUGUGUUGCAAAAUACCAAUAUCCAAAAUUCAGCAUUUGUGUCUCCAAAGAUAAUUAAUGUGAAGGCUGGUGAGAAACUAAGUUGUGUAGAAACACGGGACAAUCAUAACUCGGAGGGACAGGAAAGCAACUAUUGCAAACCAUCUGAUGGGCUGGACCCCGAUUCAUCUAUUUCAAACAAACAACGGCAGGCUAUCAUCAUUGCGGAUUCCCCAAGUCCAGCAGUGAGUGUGAUUACCAUCAGCAGUGACACAGAUGAAGAAGAUGUGGCACAAAGGCAUUCACUUGCAGAGUGUAAUGGUAGCCUUGAUUGUGAAGCUUGCCAGAGUACUCUAAAUAUUGACCGUGUGUGUUCAUUAAGCAGUCCUGAUAGCACUUUGAGUACCAGCUCUUCUGGACAUUCCAGUCCAUCUCCUUGUAAAAGGCACAACAGUAUGUCAGAUGAUGAUCAAGAAAGUGGCUGUGAUACUGUGGAUGGCUCCCCCAGUUCAGACUCUUCAGGCCAUGACAGCCCAUUCCUACAAAACAAUUUUGCUGAAGAUACCAGGGAAAACCCAGAAACAAGAACCUCAACGAAUUUGGAAGCCAAACCAGCUGUCUGCACUGUGGUGGUGCCACCAAUGACGAUAGAGAACAGAUUAGAUGCAGAUGAGCAAAUGAUACGCAAAGAUGCCGCCUGCCAACCACUGGUAAAACGUCGAUCUGCCCGUACAAAAACAAACCACCCUUCGGGCUUUGGUAAUCGUCAACGAAAAUUGACAUCGGCAUUCCAUCAGCAGCACUCAAACCUCAGUCGGGUUCAACACUUUGGAUCUGGGACUCAGGAGUGGAAUGGAAACUGUGGGCCCUGGAGACAGCAGGCCUAUAUCCCAGCCAGUGUGGCCAGUCAUGCAUUCUCUCUCCAGCAUGGAAGUCCCACUCAUACCUCGGUUCAUGCACAUCUGGCUGGAAGUGCACAUCUUGGAGGGCAGCCUGCUAUUUUACCUUAUCCGUCAUCUGCACCUCUUAGUACUGCUGCUCCUGUGGCACACAUCCUAGCCUCACCGUGUACCUCAAGACCUAUAUUACAGCAUCCCACUUUCAGUAUAUCUCAUCACAAUGGCAUAGUUCACCAAGUCCCAAUGGGCAUAAACCCCAGACUACUACCCUCCCCAACUAUCCAUCAGACUCAGUACAAACCGAUUUUCCCGCCACAUUCUUACAUAACAUCCCCUGCUUACACAGGAUUUCCAUUGAGUCCGACAAAACUCAGCCAGUAUCCAUUUAUGUGAGAAUUCAAGUUCAGCAUGCUGAGGAAGCUCAAUGAAACAUGCGUUGAUUUGAGAGAAGAACAUGGUAUUUAAUAAAUAUUAGCCAUGGCACAAGAAAAUUAUUUUUUUUUUAAUCAUGUUAGACUUGGGUGCAAUUUAAACAACCUUGAGCUUUAACUCACUUUUAAUGUGUUUUUGCACAUUUGGUAUAACUUGUCUUUAGUCAUGUUAUCUUCUUAUAGAGUAACUCCAGACAGGUGACUUAUGGGAGCAGAAAACCAGUUUUGCUCCUACUAUUUUUUAUACAAUUGCCUUCUAACUAGUGCGAGACACGUCUACAUUUGGGAAGCCAUUUGAGUGUACAGAUUUAGAGCAACAGAUGCACAUGUGUCAUCAGUAUCAUGUAUGAGUAACUUGUUUGUAUUAUGUAUCUUGGUGUUCUGCGUCGAGUCACUUAUCUAAAGAGGUUGAGCUGUUAUUCACAUUGCAUGUGUCCUUUUGCAUGGGCAAAAAUAAAGUUGCCUAGAAAAUUGCUCUUAAAUGUUGGUGUCCUAAUAAUCUCAGCUGCAUUGUAAACUGUUUCCACACAUAGUGCCUUAAAUAUUUGAGGUUGUCAAUGUUAUUAUAUUAUAAAUGUUGAGGACUGCAGCACUUAACAUUCAGAUUUGCUGAUUAUUUGAUAAAGUAAUGCUCUUUUUUUAGGGGUGUGUGUGUGUGUGUGUGUGUGGGGUAUGAUUUUAGUACUGAGUGUGUUUUGUUUAUCUAGAAGGCAGCAUGUUUUGCUGUAGCUGAAUUCUGCUGUCUGAUACUUUUCCCCAGAAUGAUCAGCUUUAAGAAAAGCAUUUUGUAGUGCUUUAGGAAAAGUUGAUUCAGUAGCUGUUUUAAAAAAACAAAUAAAAUUGUGUUUUAUACUGUUCAGUGGAACUGCAAUACAUCCAAGUAGUUUAUUUUCGAAGUGUUUAUGUCAAAUUGGAUUUUAUAUCCUGUUUAGAGGUGCAGUAGGCAUGACUUGGGUAGAUUAUGAAAGAAUAAAGCAAAAUGCUCAUUGAUUCAUGCUGUGGUUUCAUCUUAGCUUGAGCAAACCAUGCAGUAUUUAAUAAAUAGUAGCGAAAUAUUUACUAUUGAAGCUUGAAAAGAUGUGAGUACCUUGUGUGCAAUUUUUCAUUUAUGCAUGAGAGAGAUUUUAGUCUUUUUACAUUAUAGUAUUUGUUCUAGCCUUUUGGGAUGUUUUCUUAUUUAAUACAUUCCGUCAGGGACAAUAAAUUACAUCCCCCCCCCCCCCGAGGGCUUUUUUUUUUUGUGUGGUUGGGGUUUUGGUUUUUUUUGUUCAUGUUCAAGUAAAAUUGCUUUUGCAGCACCAAAGACUUAAUCUUAAUCAUCCAUUUCCUAUAAAAGGUAGCUACUUUUUCAUAGACCUCAAGUAUACUGUAACUGUAGUGUUAGCAAUGGGUUUAAAGGAAGUUAUUAACGUGAGGCUGUGUUCUAGCUUAUGAGGCAAGUAAUAAAUUGUAUCAUUUAUCUUGAAUGUAUCAUAGAUAAAGCUGCUAUAUAAUGAUUGCCACUUCAGAUAGCUGUGAAAUGAGGUGAUUUAACUAGAUCUUAGCCUUCUAUUUUCUGUAUAAGUCUAAUUACAUGAAAUGGAAGGGGGGUUGAUUUGUUUUGUUUGCUUUUAUGUUUGGAGUGUAACUAUUAUAUUGUAAAUGAUGAAAGGAAAUGCGUAUGUUAUUUUGGGGUGUUAUUUGCAUCAGUAUUUUAUCUCCAUUAACUAUCACUGCAUAUAAGUGGUUGUAUCCAUGUAAUUUAAUUUUUAUGUGUUCAUAUUCACUUGUGUAGACACUUAAAACUGUAUCUUGGUGGCUUGACUUUUUAUAAACAAAAGUUUCUGGAAUACAGUUCUUUCAGCAUGGACUGGAAUAUGAGUGCAAAGUGUUUCUCAAGCUCAAUCCUAAACAUGUUUACUCAGAAAUAUGUCCUUUUGUAUUCAAUGGGGUUUACUCCCAGGUAAAUGUGUUUAGGAUUGCAGCCUCAGUUACUAACAGGUUUUUCUUUGUUCCAUUAACACAAGCAGUGUUUUAUUUAAUGUAUGUGUAAGUGAAAUGAAUGUACCUACAUUUGAUUUACUUUAAAGGAUUGAAAUACAGCAGUAUUCACACAACCAAAAACCAGCAGUACAUUUUAAUGGCUGAAAAUGAAAUUAAACUGUAAUAUUUCCUACAAGUUUGGGCCACAGCCUGAGAGCCACAGGUAUAAUUUUGCAUGCCCAGUGGAGCUUUUGAUAGACUGUCCUUUUUCUAGAAAGCUUCUGUUUUACAUCAGAAAAGCUUUUUUUAAACUUUGGGGAAGUUUAAAAAGAAGUUUGUGAUACGGCAUGAGAGGCUGCAAAAUGAAGAGUAAAAAGUUCCACUGGACAUGGAUGAGUUCUGGAGGCUACCUAAAAGAGUUCUCUGGAUUUUGGCUUCAGUGGUUUUUCAUAAACAGCAUUUUAUAUAAAUACAAAUUGUUUGUGCGUGUGUGUAUAUAUACAUAUAUAAAGCACGAAUAAUCUGACUUAGUGCAACAUUUUGAGCACAUACUAAAGUUUAAAUAGAUGAAGUCAAGAACAGUCAAGCAGGUCCUGCUCCUCAGUGUUUGUGAUUCAGCAAAUUCUGAUUUUCUAUUCUCAACAUAGAGAAUUGGGGCUUCUUGGUGUGAUUUCCAUUGCUGGCAGUGGACUCAGUAAAAAAAAAAAACUAUGAGCACCAGAAGUUGACUUUUCUGUAAAGAUAACAAAAAUUGCUUUUUAAAUUUACUUGGACCCUUUCUUGCUCUUAAGUAUUUAUUGUACUGUUAAAUUAUACUUAGGAUAUAAAGCUAAUUUUACUUGGCACAUUAAGCCAAGCUGAAACAUGAAGCCUCUGCUAUUGAUAUGCCCCAAGUAAAGCUCGUGGCUCUUGAUGUGUUUUUUAUUCUUUCAUGAUGAUAAAAAAGAAACUGAGAUCUGCCACAACCAACCUUGAACAUAAUAUAUGACUCUAUAACCAGUUCUGUAAUGAGAAUUUCCGAGAAGUACCAGAAUUUUUGCCAUCCCUGUAGUUCAAAACGCUUACUCUUCAGCAGUUUUUUUUUUACUUCUGUUUGCUGUGGAGUAAAUAGCUUGUGGCUUCAGAGGGCCAACUGUCUUUCUCUACAGAACUGCCUGCAAGACAAGGGUAUAAAUCUGGAAAAGUUGUCCCAUAUACACACUUUAUUGAUCUAAUGCCUUUUAAAUAAAA
Gekko japonicus is the source of this 7101-nucleotide messenger RNA. It is a transcript of the gene HIPK3, whose product is annotated as homeodomain interacting protein kinase 3. Gene Ontology annotation, molecular function: protein tyrosine kinase activity; ATP binding; protein serine/threonine kinase activity. Gene Ontology annotation, cellular component: cytoplasm; PML body; nucleus. NCBI's taxonomy places the organism in Eukaryota, Metazoa, Chordata, Lepidosauria, Squamata, Gekkonidae. The transcript has 16 exons. Bases 299 to 3871 code for a protein of 1190 amino acids. Gene Ontology annotation, biological process: peptidyl-threonine phosphorylation; peptidyl-serine phosphorylation. The record is from RefSeq and is a predicted model, not a curated record.